AUGGGCCGUGGUAAAGAAAGUACGCGCGCCAGUCGAAAGACUGCUUCUCGUCCAAUUACACACUCACCUUCGGCAUUUCUGAGAAAUUAUCAACACAUCUAUCGAACAAUGCCUUUCGCAUCGUUUAAAAAUAUUCAAAAAAGAUUCGCAAGAAUUCAUAAAGAACGAUCUCAACCUCAACAUCGACGACAUCUUGGAAUUCUACCGAAGAGACAAGAUUUCCGUCAAAGAGCCAGAGAUAAGGAAUUGAAAAGUGCUAAAAUCAAAGAGUUGAAAAGUAAGGCUUUAGAGAAGAAUACAGAUGAAUUCUAUUUCAAUAUGUGUAAUUCUCGCUUUGAUGCGGAAAAAGGACAUAUCCCUUUGGAUGUGGAAAAGACUUAUUCAGAUUGUGAUAUUAAAUCAUCUUUUUCUAAAAAUAUCACACGUUUACAAUAUGAAUUACAAAAAGAGAUGUCCAAGAUACGUCAACUUGAGUCAAAAACUAAUUUAUUGCAAGGCGAAUUAAAAGAUAGUCAUUCAAGAAAAACUCCUAAACACAUUAUUUUUGCAGAAAACCAUGAUGAAAUGUUGGAAUUAUGUCGUUCAUUUGCAACCAAAUCACAGAAGACAGAUGAAAUUCUAGAGAAUAAUACAUCUUCCAUUGACACACAUCUUGACAAUAAUGAUGUUUAUAUUAAACGGUGUAAUGCCUACAAAGAAUUAUCUGAACGUCUAGAAAGAGCUAAACAAUUAAAGUAUCUUUUGCGUCAACAUGAAGCCAAGAGAAAUCUUAUGUUCCACUUCAUACAGUGA
This is a messenger RNA of Heterobilharzia americana, 792 nucleotides long. NCBI's taxonomy places the organism in Eukaryota, Metazoa, Platyhelminthes, Trematoda, Strigeidida, Schistosomatidae. The record is from the annotation of a GenBank genome assembly.